AUGCACUUGGGGAGCAAAACCGCCGCCGUGAUCCCCCUCAUACCAAUGCACACGAGUGCAGCGAAAAGCAUGCAAUCAGUCAGAUCGGUGGUGUUUCUUCAGAGCGUUUCGAUACGCAAGUUCCGAAACGAGGCUUUCGCGCAACAACGUCCGUUGUUCCUCGCGCUGGCGCACAUUGUAGAGCCGAAGCCCAAGCAUAAUCGUCCCCAUUAUGAACAAUGGGAGCCAGCCUUGCUCUAUCAAGUAUACCACCCAGCUUUCCUCAGCCGCCUCGGACGGCAUCCCUGCCCCUUUCUUGUUGCCGUUCUGUUAACUGGGGCCUAG
Trypanosoma conorhini is the source of this 324-nucleotide messenger RNA. RefSeq lists its product as uncharacterized. The coding region runs from base 1 to 324 and encodes 107 amino acids. The transcript has a single exon. The record is from RefSeq and is a predicted model, not a curated record. NCBI's taxonomy places the organism in Eukaryota, Euglenozoa, Kinetoplastea, Trypanosomatida, Trypanosomatidae.